Molecule: messenger RNA, 2471 nt
Organism: Chinchilla lanigera (long-tailed chinchilla)
Lineage: Eukaryota; Metazoa; Chordata; Mammalia; Rodentia; Chinchillidae
Gene: Zbp1
Product: Z-DNA binding protein 1
Exons: 8
Coding region: 207-1421 (404 amino acids)
Biological process (GO): positive regulation of type I interferon-mediated signaling pathway
Cellular component (GO): nucleus
Molecular function (GO): RNA binding; DNA binding; double-stranded RNA adenosine deaminase activity
Source: RefSeq, a predicted model, not a curated record
AAGAGAGCUGGUGGAGUCUGGAGACUGGCUGUCUUUCCAGGUUGUGAGCAGCUGAUACCCGCCCGGCCGAAGCUGGGCUGCCUUCCCUUCUGGGUUGAGAGGUGCCGGAGGUGCAAAGCUCGGUCCCCUCAUCCCUGGUCACCUUCCCAAGGCCACAGUGCAGAGACCGGCUGCCACCCCCAGGGCCCCUUGCCACUACUAUCAGCAUGGCUGAGGCCCCUGCUGAGCCCAGCGCAGGAGGCCAGCUGGAGCAGAAGAUCCUGCAGGCGCUGAGGAAGGCCAGCUCCACCGUGCGCACGCCGCAGCUCGUGAAGGAAUGCCAAGUGCCCAAGCAGGAGCUCAACCGUGUCCUCUACCAAAUGCAGAAGGAGUCGAAAGUCUCUCUUGUGGCCCCUGCCACCUGGUGCUUGGGCGGGGGUGACCCUCAUGGCCUGGUUCCCGCAGAGCCAGCCCAGCCCAGCAUAGCCCAGAGGCCCCAGCAGGCCCCAGCUGCAGCCUCAGAGAGUCCUGGCCCGCGGCUCAGCAACCUCCAGGAAAGGAUCUACAGGUUCCUGGAAGCCAGCGGGCCCUGCAGGGCCCUGCACAUCGCCAAGGCCCUGGGCAUGAGGACGGCCAAGGACGUGAACCCGGACUUGUACAAGAUGGGCAGCAGUCACCUUCUGAGCUGCGACGAGAAGUCCAAGGAGUGGAAGGUCUCUGGAGCAGAUUCUGGAAGGAGACAUCUCAAAGUCCAGCCAGCCACAAUUAUCUACCAGCAGAAUCCAAUCAACAUGGUCUAUCAGAGCCAAAUUUCUAUUGCAAACUCCGAAGCCACGCAGAUCGGACAUGGGAAUGUCAUAGUGCGAGGAGGGGAGAAUGGUGCUGCAACCCCUCACCCCUCACCAGUGGCACGGGGUAACUCCUGGGGACCCCAGAACAUCCACAUGGAGCACUCCCUGCUCCGAAGGGUGCAGAUGGGGCACGGCAAUGAGAUGGAGCUUCUCAGUGUCCCAUCUGAAGGCCCAGCCUACAGCCUCUCUGGCAGCCCUCCAGUCUCGCCUACCGUUGCUGCUGGCAGUGCAGAUGCUUCCUUUGAAGUCCGAAUGCCAAAGCCAGGCCCUGACCCUGAGGGGGACAUGGUCCAGAGAAUUCGCAUCAAAUCCUGCCACCUUGAGGAUGCGGCCAUCGGCAACAGUAACAAGAUGACCGUCACUCCGGGCACCGCCAGCCGCGGUCGGGCUGCAGGACCCAGAGAAGACGGCGGGAGGGAGCCUGAGCCAGGGCAGCAGCAGGGAGAUGCAGGGGCUCCCCCUGAAGCCGCAGGAUCCAGGGGCAGUUUCCCUCCGGAACUUGGCCAGGCUCCACCUGUCCUCACUCCGCCCACCUCCGAGCUGAGUACCCUGACCCUCGAGAAACCUGAAGCGAAGGCACAGACUCUCUGAGCAGACGGACCCCGAUGGGAGGGGAGAGGGUGGGGUGAGGGUGAGGGCUGGGAGGGGCAUUCAGUGCCAUCCUCCAGCCGGACCCCAAGAGGACGUGCUAGGAGCGAACACUAGGAAUCCGAAUGUGGUGCCUCCUGCACCCCAGACUCAGCUGUGACGGCCGCUUCUCAUCACAGGGCACGUGAGUGGGCUUUGGGGCCAGGCCUGGCGCAGGGUGAGUCUGCUGGCAUGCACACAGCGAGCAGCCUUGGGGACCUGUUGGGGUGCUCAGAGGAGGUGGCGAAAGGGCUCGGCCAGCCCUGUCCACCAAGUCUCCAUUCCUUCCCGGGCGACCCAGCCAGGUCACCCUGCGCCAUGGCUGCCUGCCGUGGUCUGAACAUUCCACACUGCAACUCAGCUCCCACAGCCACAGGGCUCUCAUCGGAGGCGCCGGGCCCCAACGGCUACACCCUCAGGCACGGCCCAAGGAGAAGGCCCAAGGAAGUGUCUCAGUCCCUUUCUCGGGUAAAGCAACAAGGCGCCAUCUUUGACACUGAAUCUCCCGGUGCCUUCACCUUGGCCUUUCCGGCCCCUAAACUGUGAGAAAAUUAUAAAUUGCCCAGCCUGAGGGGUUUUGCUACAGCGGCCUCAGUGACCAAGACAAUGAUCAGCUGUCUCUUUCCCUCAAGACCUGACUUCCUUGAAGCCCACUAUAGCCUCCUGACCUUUCUAGAAUGUUCUCUCCUCAGCCUGGCUCUCUCAGGUUUCAUAGCUGAACUUCCAGGAAGCAAAUUCCUCCUACCCUCCACACGCACACCUCACUCCCACCACCUCCUCCCCACCCCCACUCUGUGAAGGUCAGGGCUCAGGUGACUUCCCCUGGCCAGUCUGCAGGGAAGGCUGUUAUACCGCAGGUAUGGCCCCCCUGCUGGAGGCUGAUUUUCCUUACAAGUGGUGUGGAUACUGAGUCAUUUCAUGAGCCAAGAGGCGGGCUGGGGACAGGGCAGGGAUACUUGAGGGGGGGCGACUGGAAGAAAAUAAAAGGUACGGGAAGGUAGUAGUCUGCCUGGC